This is a messenger RNA of Aspergillus nidulans FGSC A4, 977 nucleotides long. RefSeq names its product Voldacs domain-containing protein. Bases 30 to 977 code for a protein of 315 amino acids. The record is from RefSeq and is a predicted model, not a curated record. Gene Ontology annotation, cellular component: nucleus; cytoplasm. Lineage: Eukaryota; Fungi; Ascomycota; Eurotiomycetes; Eurotiales; Aspergillaceae. The transcript has 2 exons.
GUCUUUAACCGGCGCUUUAACUAGCCACCAUGGAAAUUCUAUCCUCGCCUCCAAACGCCGACAGCUUCGUAUCCAUUGAUACCUACCAAUCGCGCACCCCAGAAUCCUUCCACGACCGCACAAUUCUCUACUACAAUGCCUCGCAGUGCAGUCUACAUGCGUUGAAGCGCGACCUCACCUCAACAACUGAACUGAAAUCCCUGUGGCCUUCUGGGGAAGUCAACGGGUCAGCUCCUGGAAUGCACGAAAGCAAUGGCGAGGGUGAUGCUGAAGACGAAUCUGAGGAGGCAGUCGUGAUUGAAGGGCUGGAGAUUUGGGUUACUUCGGACAAAUUCUUUGUCUACAACACCAGUAUCUCAAAGGGCCUCUCAAUCCCCUACCGCUCCAUUUCGCUGCACGCAAUUCAACGCCUCAAAGUCCCCACUUCAUCACAAUCCGAACCGCAGGAUCCUCCUGUUGAAGUCGAAGUCCAGGGGCUGUACAUGCACAUCGCGAAACCCGCCUCGGGAUCAUCCUUCCCGCAAGAAUCAGACGAGGAGGAGAGUCUCACUGUGACGAUCGUCCCGCCAACACCGGCAAUCACGCCAGAAGGGGAAGAGACCGAGACUCAGAAGCUUUACAAUGCUGUCUCAGCAUGCGCAAACCUUCAUCCGGAUCCUGUCGAAGAAGAAGAUCAGGAUAGCGGUGCGUUUGCUUCGGGGCUUGUCUUUCCUGGUGCAGGCCAGGAGGGAGGGUUACCUCCUCCUGUGGAUGGGAGCUCUGGGUGGAUUACGGCGGAUAAUAUGCAUGAGUUCUUUGACGAAGAAGGAAAUUGGAUUGGAGAGGGAGAAGGGCCGAGUUUUCCGGGUAUGGGGAGUGGGCUAGGUCCCGGGGCGGGGAGUGUGAGGACGAGAGAGGAAGAGAGGGAUGAGCAUGAUGGUGCUGAUGGGGAUGCUGGUGUGGAUGGGGAAGAGACGAAGUGGAGGCGGACAGAUUGA